CCCAGCGAUUGGCCCGCGCCCACGUCGUCGCAUCUAUCCUCAUUCGCCGGAGGCCAGCGAUACUAGUUGCGUGCUGCGUGCUGCUUCGGUCGCGCCAAAAGCCAGCGCCCAAUAUACAUAUGCGGAUUAUUGGUCACGACUAGUACUACUGGUUUUCCCCGGCGUCCCCAUCUCUUUCGCCCGCCUACCUCCCCUCCCCGGCUCGUGCCAUCCCCACGCCCGGAAAGAUCUGCCCCGGAUAGCGGCGGGGGGCGCUCCCGGCCUGCUGGGACUUCGGCCAUGAGCUGCGGCGUGGGGCAGGGCGGGUGGCUGCUGGACUACGGCCUCGUGGAGGAGGAGAUCCAGGCCUCCGACUUCAUCUACAUGGUCGACGACCCGCCGGUCUCCAGCGUGAUACUGGGCUUCGACGCUCCCAGGAGGGAGGACGCCGCGGCGGCUGCCCAGGACAACUCCGGCGCCAAGAAAAGAUCCCGUCCAGAGUCGAGCGCGCAGCCCGGCACCAAGGCAUGCCGCGAGAAGCUCCGGCGAGACAGGCUCAACGAGAGGUUCAAUGAGCUCUGCGCUGUCUUGGAGCCCGGGAAGCCACCCAAGGCCGACAAGGUCGCCAUCCUCAGCGACGCCACCCGCCUCCUGGACCAGCUGCGCGCCGAGGCCCAGAAGCUCAAGGCCUCCAACGAGUCACUCCAGGACUCCAUCAAGAGCCUCAAGUCCGAGAAGUCGGAGCUGCGGGACGAGAAGACGCAGCUGAAGGCCGAGAGGGAGAGGCUGGAGCAGAUGCUCAAGGGCGUCAGCGCGGCCGCCGCCGCGCCGCGGCAGUUCGUCCCGCACCCGGCCGCCGCGGCCGCGCCGCAGUUCCACCCGGCGGCGGCGUACGCGCACGCCGGCAAGUUCGUCCCGGCGUACGCCGCGGGCUACCCGCCGCCGGCCGCGUUCUGGCAGUGGAUACCGCCGACGUCGCUGGACACGUCCAAGGACCCCGCGCACUGGCCGCCGGUCGCGUGAUUCAUCAGCUCGAUGACGCACGCGCGGCGGCGAUCGUCGGAGGAUAUGCGUGUGUUGAAGCUUGCUCGUACCGUAGAAGUUGACCAAAGCGCGCGCCCGGAGAUAACGCCGGGUCGCUGAUGAUUGUGUAGCGGUUGCUAUGAUUAUGCUGUGGAUAUAAUGAUCCAGGGCUCGCCUGACGCGGGUUCCUGGUGAUCAUUGCUCAUUGGAGCGGUCUGUGUAACAGCUCUAAUGUGAUAGCGAUGAAUAUGGUUCAUAA
Messenger RNA from Triticum urartu, 1261 nucleotides. Its product is annotated as transcription factor ILR3. The record is from RefSeq and is a predicted model, not a curated record. Lineage: Eukaryota; Viridiplantae; Streptophyta; Magnoliopsida; Poales; Poaceae. Gene Ontology annotation, molecular function: protein dimerization activity; DNA-binding transcription factor activity. Gene Ontology annotation, biological process: intracellular iron ion homeostasis; regulation of DNA-templated transcription.